Hansenula ciferrii is the source of this 1419-nucleotide messenger RNA. It is a transcript of the gene ELP4, whose product is annotated as Elongator subunit ELP4. The transcript has a single exon. The record is from RefSeq and is a predicted model, not a curated record. Gene Ontology annotation, biological process: tRNA wobble uridine modification. Bases 1 to 1419 code for a protein of 472 amino acids. Gene Ontology annotation, cellular component: cytoplasm; elongator holoenzyme complex; transcription elongation factor complex. Lineage: Eukaryota; Fungi; Ascomycota; Saccharomycetes; Phaffomycetales; Wickerhamomycetaceae.
AUGGAUCACAAAAGAAUCAAACUCGACGGUCAAUCAAAGAUGUCAUUCAGAAAGAGAGGUGAAGUUUUAGGUGGGCCAAAUCCACGAAUUCCAAAUGCUGUUCCAGGAAGAGGUGGUGCCCCAGUUACUGCACCAGGUAUACCUGGUAGAGCUCCAUUAGGUCCAAAUGUUCCAGGAAGAGUUCCACCACCAAGAGACAUAAGUGGUACACCAUUACCACCAAGAGGUGCAGGUAUCAAUCCAUUAAAAAGAACUGGGAUGGAGCCGGAUUUGUUAGCAAAUCAAGUGCAAAACUUAUCUGUUGAAGAAAUUGUUAAACAUCCAGGUGUUAGACCAUCUUCCAUCACAUCACAAGCAACGAUUUCCACUGGUAGUGCUGAUUUAGAUAAAAUUUUGGGUCAUCAAGGUCUCCCUGUUGGUAGCUCAUAUUUGCUUGAAGAAAGUGGUACCACUGAUUUCUCAAGUGUUCUAAUGAAAUCAUUUGCAAGUCAAGGUAUUGUUCAAAAUAGAUUAGAUCCAAAGAAUCCAAAUACUCAUGUCAUAGUUUUAAGUUCCAAUCAAGCUUGGGGGAAAGAACUUCCUGGUGUUUACAAAGGUAGCAGUAGAGAUAUAAAGAGAAAUAGAGUUAUUCAAAAUGAACAGAAACUUUCAGUUCAAAAUUUAUUAGACACAGGUGAUGCACCAAAACCAAGGGCCUCUUCUUCUUCCAAUAGUGAAAAGAAGGAUAACGAUUUGAGGAUUGCAUGGAGGUAUGGUCUUAAUGAUCCAAAGAAGCAACAAGCUACACCACUAGAUAAUGAGACCUACAAAGAUUUUAACCAUCAAUUUGAUAUAACAAGUCGUUUGGUACCUAGUCCAAAUGCCAAUGAAAUCACAUAUAUUCCAUUAGGUACAAGCUUCAAGCCUGUAAUUAAACAAUUAGAAACUACAAUUCAAAGACACAAAACUAAGAUUAUCAGACUUGUUAUCCCAUCAUUUUUAAAUCCAUCAAUGUAUCCACCACCAUUAGCAACAUCACAAGAAGCAUUACAAUUUGUUCAUUCCCUUAGAUCUUUGACCAGAAAAUAUUCCAAAACCCUUGCCAUUGCGAUGUCAAUCCCAUUAGAACUAUAUCCUCGUGAUUCAUUAUUGAUUAAGCAAAUUGAAAGCUUAUCAGAUGCUGUGUUCAAUUUAGAACCAUUUAACCAAGAAAUGUUGAAGUUCUUAGAAAAAGCAUACCAAAAUCAACCUACUAAAGUUCAACAUGGUCUUGUUCAUGUCUACAAAGUACCACAUUUAAGUGAAAAGGGACAAAUGUUGAUAAUGAAGAGUGAAUUUGCAUUCAAGAAUGGUAAAAAGAAGUUUGAAAUUGAAGAAUGGGGUAUUCCUGUGGAAGACGAAGGAGAACCUCAACAGACUACACAGAACAUUGAUUUCUAA